Messenger RNA from Papaver somniferum (opium poppy), 2139 nucleotides. RefSeq names its product IQ domain-containing protein IQM1-like. The record is from RefSeq and is a predicted model, not a curated record. The coding region runs from base 157 to 1989 and encodes 610 amino acids. Lineage: Eukaryota; Viridiplantae; Streptophyta; Magnoliopsida; Ranunculales; Papaveraceae. The transcript has 9 exons.
AGGCCAACAACUGGAGUUACAAUAUUUAUUCUUAUCUCAAUUCAGUUUGUUUAAUCUUAAAGGAGAGAUUGUGAAAUCUUAUCUCUUUGGAGUUUGGAUAUUCGUAGAUUGAAGGUUGCUUGAAGAAAAUAUAGUGUUUUUUGUUGAUUUGUGUCUAUGGGUUUGUCACUAUCCUUGUUGGUAUCAACUUGUAAAGAAAUCAUCAAAACCCAAUCUUUGGAGGAUAAUGUCGAAACAGUUAAUGUAAGGUCAUUUAGUUUAGAUGGAAAUGAAUCUGAGAUGAUGCUCAGAACACUAAGUUUUAAGAUGAAUGAUUCUGAGAGUGUUGUUAUGGAUGAGUCUGAUAAAAAUAAUAUGGCUAUUGAGGAAUCAGUAAGCUUUAAACACUCGAAGAGUAAUGAGGCGUCCAAGCUGAACACAACUUUUUCAUUCAAGAAUCUAGUCCUUGAAAAUAACAAUGCAGGGAUGACUUCAAAGAACAGCGAGUCCGGUGAGUCUCAUAAUGUGAUCAAUGAAGAGUCAAUAAGCUUCAGGAAAGAGGAAAAUCAACCAUUGAGGCUCAAGACUACACUUUCGUAUGAAAAUCUGGUUCUUGAUAGUGCAAAUUUCAUACAACCGGCAGCUUUGAAGACCAGGGAACAGAACUCACUCAUUGCACCAAAAGGUCCAAAGCUCAUAAUCCCGGUUGUAGAGCCAACAAUAUUUUUUUCUCCAAGACCUGUCAGCGAACUUGAUGCUGCUGCGGUUAAGCUUCAGAAAGUCUAUAAGAGUUACCGGACUAGAAGAAAUCUUGCAGAUUGUGCAGUCGUGGUGGAGGAGCUUUGGUGGAAAGCAUUAGACUUUGCUGCUCUCAAGCAAAGUUCGGUAUCUUUCUUCAAUAUUGAAAGACCAGAAACCGCUGUUUCACGAUGGGCACGUGCAAGGACAAGAGCUGCCAAGGUUGGAAAGGGUUUAUCCAAGGACGAAAAGGCACAAAAACUGGCUUUGCAACAUUGGCUUGAAGCUAUUGACCCACGACAUCGGUAUGGUCACAACUUACAUUUCUACUAUGAUGUGUGGUUCAAAAGCGAGAGCAGUCAACCAUUCUUCUACUGGUUGGAUGUUGGAGAUGGCAAAGAAGUGCACCAUGAACGAUGCUCAAGAAAUGAUCUGCAACGUAAUUGUAUCAAAUAUCUUGGACCCAUAGAGAGGGAAGCGUAUGAAGUUGUAGUACAAGGCGGGAAGCUUGUUUAUAGACAGAGCCGGUUGUUUGUGGAUACUGUUGAGGGUUCCAAAUGGAUAUUUGUUCUUAGCACAUCAAGAUCAUUGUAUAUAGGCCAAAAGAAGAAAGGUGCCUUUCAACACUCUAGUUUUCUUGCUGGUGGAGCUACAACAGCUGCUGGAAGAUUGGUUGCGCAUAAUGGUGUCCUCCAGGCAAUAUGGCCUUACAGUGGACAUUAUCUUCCCACCGAGGAGAAUUUUAAGGAAUUCAUUAGCUUCCUCGAGGAUCACUUCGUAGACCUGACAAAUGUGAAGAGGUGUGCUGUCGAUGACGACUAUCCUUAUAAAACUAAGGAUACAGAGACGAAACAAGAGGCAGUACUGGAAGCUCCCGCAGAAACUGCACUGCCAGUGGAAAAAGAUGCAGUUACGGACAAUGAGCGCUUUCACAACACUACUCCUGUUAUCACCGAGUGUCAAGAAGACAAGACGAAAACCAAAGAAACAAAUGUUGAAGUACCCGCAUUCAGUUUUGGAAAACGUUUAUCCUGCAAAUGGAGUUCAGGAGUUGGCCCUCGUAUUGGUUGUGUCAGAGACUACCCGAGCGAGCUUCAAUUCCAAGCACUCGAGCAAGUCAAUCUAUCUCCUAGAGUCGCAUCUGGGACCAUCCGGAAAAACGGUCCAAUCCCUUCACCCCGACCGAGUCCCAAAAUCCGACUUUCUCCAAGACUUGCAUAUAUGGGACUCCCUAGCCCUAGGAGGGUCUCUACACCUACACCAGCUAACUAGAAUUCAUAUCAGAAUAUCAUAGAGAAAUUGUUAGAUCCUGAGAACAAUCUUUUUCCUUCCCAGUUUCAACGAAAUAAUAAAGGAAGUGAUGAAGGGACUAACCCAACAUUCCUUUUUGUAGGUCUUACUUGACCUUGCUCAUUUUUUUUU